UGUCGUUUGCUUCUGUUGGGUGUGACGUAUCUUGAUGUUUUCGUUGCAUUAGCAUAACAGAUCUAAUGGUGUGGGCACUGCAGUGAGCGCUGCUAUUUAUUCCUUAUCACAGAGGUAAAUUAAACAACAUUCUGUCAAACCGCUUAACUUGUAAUGCACCGGUAUCCCACUAUGAGGGCUUGCUGGCGAAUGGGACGUCUUUAAGGAUUUUUCGGUUCGGUUGUCAUCAUACACUGUUUAUGAAGCACUUCUUCAUACGGACGGAAGGAGGAAGUGGAGACAGUUUGCUGUUGACGAGGAAAAGAAAGUGAACUAACAGUUCAUAACUGUUUGCAGGAUUCUCUUGGGAGUCUGGCCUCAGGCACAGUGUUUGUCCAGUAAGUGGUGGACGAGCAGGGCAGGAGGGAAUGUUUGGCAGGAAAAACAAGCGAGCAGCACCGCCGAAAGGCCAAGGCGCAGCUGCAGCCAAACAGAUGGGGUUGUUGCUUGAUUUCAAAACAGAUGAUAUGAUGGACAUGGACCAAGAUAUGGAUGACCCCGAUUUAGAAGCAGAAUUUGCUGCCAUUGUUGGGAAGAAACCAUUGCCUGCUGCAACGGGGAAAAAGUCUGGCAAAGCCCCAUUACCAAUGGAGGAUAUUGCAAAAAUGGCAGAGGCACGCAUGAAAGAUGUUGAUGAUGAUGACGAUGACAACCUGGAAGAUGACGAAGAUCUCUUGGCUGAGCUACAGGAAGUGGUUGAAGAGGAGGUAAUGGAAGACUCCGGUUCCACAAUCUCAGCCUCCCCUGUUAGUGCCAAAGUUUCUUCAACAGAAACAGCACAACCGGUCACGUCAGUGCCUGGGAGCAUUGAACACACCUUAGAGGAGAGAAUAAGCAUGUAUAGAAUGGCUAUUGCAAAUGCCAAGUCGGCAGGGGAAUCCUCUAAAGCCCGGAGAUAUGAGAGAGGCCUAAAGACACUACAAACUAUGCUGGCAUCAGCACGGAAAGGAGGGAAGAUUGACGAAACGGAGAUUCCCCCACCAGUUGCAUGUGGGGCCUCUAGUGGUCAUGACUGGCCUCUUACCCCACCAGCAACAUCACCUGAUCAGCAUGGGGAGUCUGAUAGCGCUGUUGAGAUCUCUCCUGUCUCAGUGGAAGCCGACCAUGUUGACAUGGAUCCAGCACCAAACACUAGUGAGGAGUCUUCUGGUGUAACCUCUCCAGCUUCCCUGUCAUCUCCAGAAGAGGAACAUGCAAGAAGUGCUGCUGAAUCAUCCUCAGACUCUCCAGUCAGACAGCCCACAAAAGACAUUCUGCUGGAGCGACAGAAAGAGUACAGGAUGGCAGCCGUCAUGGCCAAACAAGCAGGAGAUAUUGAUCAAGCCAAAAUGCACAUGAUGGCCAGCAAGGGAUUCGAUGCAGCAAUUGAGGCUUUGGAGAAAGGCCAGUCGGUGGACAUGAGCUCCCUCCCUCCCUUGACUCAAGUUACUCAUGUCACACCUCAGGCAGCUGUUAAAGUCUCACCUUCUGCUCCUGAAGUGCAAGCAGACAAUGUUUCUGGCCCUGCUCAGCCCAAAACUAUUCUUGAAGCUUUGGAACAGAGGAUGGCCAAAUACAAAGAGGCCUUCUCACAAGCUAAGGCCAGCGGGGAUGAUCGCAAGGCCCGCAUGCAUGACCGCAUCGCUAAGCAAUACCAGGCUGCCAUCCGUACCCAUAAAGCAGGUCGAGCAGUCAAUUACGAUGAACUUCCAGCCCCACCAGGCUUUCCACCAAUCCCAGGCCAGAAGGCCACUUCACCAGAGCAAGGAUUGGAUGCUGUGCUGGAAACAGCCAAUAAGCUGACAUCUAAUGAAGCUGAUGCUGGUGCUGAGGAGGAAGAUGGAGAUGGGGAGGAGAAGGUGGCAGAAAAAACUGCAAAAGUAGACAACCAGAAGAAGCCCACUCUUGCGGUACAGCCAACGGUACAGGAGCCCAAAAGGACCCCUUCCCCAGACAGGACAUCCAAAAGGGAGAGUCUGCCUGAUACUGCUCAGCAGCAGCUGGAGUUUCUGGAGGGCCGUAAAAAACAGUACAUGAAAGCAGCACUGCAGGCAAAGCAGAAGAAUGAUCUAGAGAAGGCCAAGACCCUCCUGCGUACAGCCAAGGGUUUGGACCCCUUGAUAGAAGCAUUAUGCAGUGGCAAGAUAGUGGACAUAAGCAAGGUACCAUCACUACCUGGAGAUGAAGACAUCAUCCAGGUUCAUCACCGUGAUGUUCAGAUCUCUGAAAAGGCUGAGGAGGUCUAUAGUCAACUUAACAAACUACUCAAAGAUCAACAUGAGAAAUGUGUAACAUACUCAAAGCAGUUCACGCACAUGGGGAACGUUGCAGAGACGACCAAAUUCGAGAAAAUUGCUGAACAAUGUAAAAAGAGUCUGGAGAUCCUUAAGCUGGCUCACAAUGGGGGGCUUCAGCCUCCUAAACAUUAUUUUGAGGAGAGAACAUACCGCACUGUCAGGAUAUUUCCAGAGCUUAGUAGUACAGACAUGGUUGUAGUCAUUGUCAGGGGGAUGAACCUCCCUGCUCCUUCUGGUGUUGCAUCAAAUGACCUGGAUGCCUAUGUCAAGUUUGAAUUCCCAUAUCCCAGUUCAGAUCAACCUCAGAAACAUAAAACAUCAGUAAUCAAAAAUACCAAUAACCCAGAGUAUAACCAGAACUUCAAGCUGAACAUCAACCGUAACCACCGUGGCUUCAGGAGAGUGGUACAGUCUAAAGGCUUAAAGCUGGAAGUGCUGCACAAAGGUGGCUUCCUGAGGAGUGACAAGCCAGUAGGAACAGCCACCCUUAAACUGGAAAAACUGGAAGCUGAAAGUGAAGUGAGGGAAAUAGUUGAGGUUAUGGAUGGGCGAAAAGCCACAGGUGGUCGUCUGGAGGUGAGGGUGCGUCUCAGAGAGCCUCUGGGUGGGCAGGAUCUCCAAACAAUCACAGAACGAUGGCUAGUGCUGGAAGAGCCACAGGUACUGCUGUAACUGGCAUUGUGAUGUACAGAACUUCUUCUCAAAGUUUCGAGGUCUAAAUGGCUUCUAAGUGGAUGAAGAUAUUGAGGGUGAAAUCUCCACAGUGCUGCUAGCCUCAAGCACUUGCCACUAGGUGGAUAUCGCCAGGAAAUUUCUCAACACACUCUCUGUGCCUUGAGCCAUUUAUGGAGAGACAUCGUCACUUACAGGCUUGUUUUUUAUCAGGGUAAAAGAGGUUAGAUGAGGAUGUAAUAGUUGAGGGUGAUUAAAAAUACAAUCGAUAUUAAUAAGGGGAGCAGGAGCACUUGCGUGAGAUUGAAAUUCCUUUUAAAUCUACCUUUUGAGAUAGAUUGCCUCUUGAUUUUAUAAUAACCGCACACCCCAACUCUUAUAUUAAUGCAUUGGAGUUGAACCAAUGAGACCUUACCAUUUUUUCUGCUCUGGGAUGCACUUACACACUAAUGCCAAAGUAAUCACUGUUGCUGCAAUAAGAUGAAUGACUUAAUCUGUUCUCCCUCGUACUAGGAACCUGUGGCUGCCAUACCAUUAAUACUAAUGUGUGAUUGCUAUGCAAAUGAGGUCAAUUUGAUUAGCUAUGCAAAAAAGGUUUGCAUUUGCAUCCCAAACAUUUUGCCAGACAUUUCAAAACUUGUUUACAGCCUAUUUAAAUUCAAUGCACAGUUUAACAUGGGUUGAUCGUGCCAGAAUUCUGUCUUUAUAUAUUAUUCUAUAGAAAUUCCAUAGUCUAGCUUUUGCUAAUUGAAGCAGAUGUGAAUUGUUCAUUAAAUGUUCCAAAUAGUAUUGAGAUUGAAAGCUUGAAUAAGCUUUUUCAGCACUUUGUUGACAAUCACUUGUAUAUCAUCUGAGGUCUGAAGAGCCAGUUUGGUUAAUACUUCGCAAAGGUAGUCUUAUGCAUUUUAGAGAUGUUUUGCAUUCAUUUGUAUAAAUAAAUAAAACUUCCCUUGCAUUAUUUAUGAGAGUUAAAAUCUUUUAGGUUAUAAACGCUGUUGCUCAUCAUGGUCUUGUCCUGAAGGGAUUGCAAAUUUCUCAAGGUGCUUUAGCCAUAUUUACAUAAGUUAUCGUUACCUAAGAUUUAAGACAAACACAAGAUUGCCACCUUUUGGCUUCACUUGCCAAUGAAAUGACCUUAGAAAUCUGUUGUUUAGUAUUUAAUUCACAAGUCCAAAAUUACCCCCUUUUACAUUUUGGGAUAUGUUGGAUUUUAAAUUUGAAAGAACUGACUGGCUUUUCAUUUUUAAGCCUAGACAAUGUGCAAUCUAGUUCCUAUUCUGUACAGCGCUGUCCGUUCAUUUCACUUACAGGUCUUCCCAUCUCAUGUGAAGUAUUUGGUUUUUACGUUUGAAGUGCCAGAUUUUCCAGUCACAGAUUGUGCUUUUGUCCUUGCUUAAAUUGCACUGUCAGUGUUGAUCCUUUUGUUAUAUUGUUGUUUCUUUCCUCAAUAUCUGGGCUUAUUCUGAAAACUGGCUUAGUUUUCUGGUCUAGUUACUCCCAAAAUCUUUGUUUUGUUAUACUGAUUGCUCUGGAGGCACUAUUGUAUUCUCUUUCCAUUUCACACAAAUUUUGUGAACUUUCAGCUGUUUUUUUUUAUUAAACGUGAGAAAUUAUGAACCGUAGUUCUUGGAA
This is a messenger RNA of Xyrauchen texanus (razorback sucker), 4619 nucleotides long. RefSeq names its product coiled-coil and C2 domain-containing protein 1B-like. Lineage: Eukaryota; Metazoa; Chordata; Actinopteri; Cypriniformes; Catostomidae. Gene Ontology annotation, biological process: regulation of transcription by RNA polymerase II. Gene Ontology annotation, cellular component: nucleus. Gene Ontology annotation, molecular function: DNA-binding transcription repressor activity, RNA polymerase II-specific; RNA polymerase II cis-regulatory region sequence-specific DNA binding. The record is from RefSeq and is a predicted model, not a curated record.